Molecule: messenger RNA, 4056 nt
Organism: Lodderomyces theae
Lineage: Eukaryota; Fungi; Ascomycota; Pichiomycetes; Serinales; Debaryomycetaceae
Product: tricalbin
Exons: 2
Coding region: 1-4056 (1351 amino acids)
Molecular function (GO): lipid binding
Source: RefSeq, a predicted model, not a curated record
AUGGACGUCACUGCUGCACCAGCUACUGGUGCUGCGUCAAACCCCAAUGACCUUAUUCUGCCACCAAAGCAAGUGUCUGUUGAUCAAGCACCUUCUCCAAAGGAAGCCCUUCAACCGGAAGAAUCAAAGAGCUCAACCCACAGUAGCAGCAACAAUCAAAGGAGCAAUCACAGAGGACAAAACGGUCCUCAGGGUCAAUAUAACCCACAAAAGAAGCUGGUUGGCCCACCGCCACUGUUGCCACCCCCAAAUAUCCCAUUGGAUGAGAAGCACCAACCACAAGCAGGAGCGAACCAUAAUUUCAAUGGAGCACCAUACAAUGCGCCUCAAAAUUCAAAUCAAAGACAACCUUACCAAAACGGUGCUCCGCCAGCUGCAGCUCAAAGACAACAACAGACUCCAACGAGCAAUGGUUCACCAGUGAACUCAAAUUACCAGCAACCCCCAGCUUUAGCUAAGGACAAUACAAGUGUUAGACCAGUAGCCAGCGCAUCCAAUGAGAGCUCAGGUGGAAAAUCGACUGGCCGUUCAACCGUUGAAAAGCAAACUACUUCUGACACUACUGGAGAGACAUCUCAGCUUUCGGCAUAUAAGCAGGCCAAGAACGGUGGCCUCACUCCAAGCGAAGACUUUGACAUGAAAAACGUCAAGGGAAAACCACCUCCAAGAAAGCCAGUCGACCCCACCUUUAGAGGCUGGAAGGAAGUUGGUGGGUUUGAAGCUGAUGAUGCGUUGACAGCAGCUGAUGAGACUGUCGAUUUGCUAUCGAGGGGUUCUGUUUUUGACCAGUACUUGCCGGCUGUUGCCUAUGGUGAUUGGUACCACAACGCAGGUUUUUUGAUUGUGGGUGGUCUCUUGUCUUGGAUCAUUGGGUGGUUCAGAUUCUCCGUUGCCCCAUUGUUUUUCGUCAUGGUGGUGUUUGCAGUCUUGUACAGAGCAUCCGUGAAAAAGUAUAGGGGUGUGUUGAGAGAGCAAGCUCAAAGAGAGUUUUCAGUAAAGACGAUUGAGGACGAUUAUGAGACGAUGGACUGGUGCAAUUACUUUUUAGAGAAAUUUUGGUACUACUUGGAACCUUCAAUUUCGCAAAUUGUUUGUGAUCAAGCAAAUCCUAUUUUGGCAGGAUUGCCCAUUCCAUCUUUUGUGACUUCUGUUUGGCUUGAUAGUUUUACUUUGGGCACUAAACCACCCAGAAUUGACUGUGUGAAAACUUUAAUUGGAACAGCACCUGAUGUUGUUGUUAUGGACUGGGGAUUUUCAUUUACACCUAAUGCAAAUGUUGAUGCCAACAACAAGCAAUUGAAGAAUAAUGUAAAUGAGACAAUUGUUGUUAAAGCUACUGUAUUUGGUGUCACAAUUCCUGUUACUGUUGCAGAUGUAUCCUUCAAAGGGAUGGCCAGAAUCAGAUUAAGACUAAUGUCCUCAUUCCCUCAUGUUGAAACUGUCAAUGUGUCAAUGAUUGAACCACCCCAAUUCGAUUUCAAUACAAAACUUUUGGGAGAAGCCUCUUGGUGGUGGGAAGUCUUGGCAUUCCCAGGCUUAUAUCCUUUCAUCAACGAAAUGGUCAAAAAAUACGUUGGACCAAUUGUUUUCAACCCAAUGUCUUUCCAAUUGAAUGUUCAACAAUUAUUGGCUGGUAAUGCUUUAGACUCGGCUAUUGGUGUUUUGACGAUCCGUGUAGAUUCUGCCCGUGGUUUGAAAGGAUUCAAGUAUCUCGGAAACACUUUGGAUCCUUACUUGACCUUUGGUUUCUUGAACAAAGUUUUGGCUAAGACAAAGGUCAUUGACGAUACUAGUCAACCAGUUUGGAAUGAAACUUUGUAUGUUCCGGUAUCAUCGUUGUCGGAACCAUUGACUAUAUCUGUCAUUGAUUACAAUGACAUUAGAAAAGACAGACAGGUUGGUGCCGUUCAAUUCGACUUGGAGACAUUAGUGGAUAACCCACAUCAAGAGCAUCUUACUGCGGCGUUUUUGAGAAACAACAAACCAGUUGGUGAAUUACUCUUUGGUAUGACUUAUCAACCAGUCUUGCAAGCUGUGAAGCAAGCUGAUGGAGCUACUACUCCUCCGCCUGAUUUAAAUACUGGUGUUGCAAGGAUCGAAAUCCCAGAAGCAAGGAACUUGAAGGGGGGUGACAAGGGUGCAACCACCAGUGUUCAACUCAUUAUAGAUGGUAAAUCUGUCUUGGAAUCACCAGUUCAAAAGAACAACAACAAUCCUGCUUGGGGUGCAGUCACAGAGCAGAUUAUUUUCAAUCGUGCAAAGACCAAGGCAAAGCUUAUCCUCAAGGACAAGAACGGAAAGCCAGUUGGCCAGAUCGUCAAGAGUUUGAAUGAGUUGAUUGACGCGACACAGGUUGAACAAACAUGGUUUCCAUUGAGCAAAGGUGGUGAAGUUAGAAUUAGUACCAAUUGGAAGCCAGUUGAAUUGGAGGGCGCUGGAGGAGCUGGUGGCUACACACCACCUAUCGGAGUUGUUAGAGUUGCAAUUGACAAUGCUGAGGAUUUGCGCAACUUGGAACACAUUGGAAAGGUAGAUCCUUAUGCUAGAAUUUUGGUCAAUGGAUUCGAAAAGGCAAGAACAGCUGCCGUUGAAUCGAGUUUGGAUCCAACAUGGAACGAAAUUCAUUACGUCACUGUUUCCUCUCCUAACCAAAAAUUAACCAUUGAAGCUAUGGAUGUUGAGGCUCAUUCCCCUGAUCGUACUCUAGGUUCAUUUGACAUUCGGAUGAAUGAGUUUAUUCAAAAAGAUGAAAAAGGAUUGUACGUUGAGCACGUUGAUAAGAAGAAGAGAACGUCAAAGUUGGUGCUGAAAAAGGGUCCAAAAGGUUCCAUCACAUACACCAUUUCUUUCUAUCCAGCUUUGCCUGUUAUGACUUUACAAGAUUAUAAAGAGGAGGAAGAGGAAAAGAAGGAGGCUGAGAAAAAGAAGAAGGAGAGGGAAGAGGAAAAGAAAACCAACAAGAACCCUAGUGGAUUGGAGGAUGCAAAUCAAGAAAAGCAGGUCAGCCCUGAAGAAGAUAUUGAUGAUGAAGAAGUUGAUGAUGAUAACUUUGGUCAGAAGCUUAAAUUGUCCGUUAACCAAUUAAUUGAGUACAAGAGUGGUAUCUUGGUAUUUGAGAUUUUAGAGGGAAAUGUUUCAAAAAGUGAUACAUUUUUGCAAGUGUUUUCAGGUAAUCAUGGGUAUCCUGACUACAUCAGUAGGGAAUUGAAGAAAAACAAGUCUAAGCUCGAAAUGACUGGGGAUACUACUAUUACAGAGCUUGAUUGGGCUGAGACUUGCUUUAGGCUUGUUAAAGAUGAAGAUGAUAAUAGAUUGGACAAGUGUAUUGCUGAAGCAAAUAUCCCCACAUUGCAGUUGAUCAAGAAUGGUGUGGAUAACCCAAUGACGAUCGACUUGGAGGGCAAUGGACAUGCAUCGUUCAAGAUGCAAUUUUCUUGGAUUCCACUAAUUUACGCAUCAGGAGUACCACCGCAGGAUUCGAAAGAUAACUCUGGUAUUUUGUACGUUAAAGUCAAGAGUGCAGCUGGAAUACCAUCAUCCGAUAGCAAUGGUAAGUCUGAUCCUUAUAUGAAAGUCUAUCUCAACACGGAAAAGAGUGCAUUUACAAAGACUAAAACAGUCAAGAGGACCCUUGAUCCAACUUGGAACCACAAAGGUGAAGUUGAGGUUGCCAACUUGUACGACUCGACUUUGCGCUUUGACUUGUACGAUUGGGAUGCCGUGGACGCUGAUGACUACUUGGGUACUGGAUAUGUUGAGUUGGGAUCUUAUGACAUGAAAGAGGGUCCUGUAGAGGUGGAAAUUCCAUUACAAGGAGAGCAAGGAGAUCCUGCCGGUAUGGCGUAUGCUGAAUUAUCAUUCGAGCCAAAGUUUGUUUUGAACGUGAAACCAAAGAGUCAAUCUACUGUUGGAACAGUAGGAAAUGUUGGAGUGGGUGUAGGAAAAGGUGUAGGUAAAGGUGUUGGAGUGUUGGGUAAAGGAGUUGGAAAGGGUCUUGGUGGUGGCUUCAAGGGUAUAAGAAAGGGCUUACAUUUGGGCGGAGGCUCACUGGAGUAA